Molecule: messenger RNA, 498 nt
Organism: Engraulis encrasicolus (European anchovy)
Lineage: Eukaryota; Metazoa; Chordata; Actinopteri; Clupeiformes; Engraulidae
Product: tumor necrosis factor receptor superfamily member 14-like
Exons: 4
Coding region: 1-498 (165 amino acids)
Biological process (GO): positive regulation of cytokine production involved in immune response; defense response to Gram-negative bacterium; positive regulation of peptidyl-tyrosine phosphorylation
Cellular component (GO): external side of plasma membrane
Molecular function (GO): protein binding
Source: RefSeq, a predicted model, not a curated record
AUGCUGGGAAGGUUUGUGUUGAUAGUGGUCCUGUCUCUGCCUGGAUCCUAUGGGCCACCACCGUACGAGUGCGAUCCUUUUGAAUAUGAGGGGCCAUGGGGUUGUUGUCCAAAGUGUUUACCUGGAUUUCAUGUUUCUAGUCACUGCUCGGAGCACGCCACUACCACAUGUGCCCCAUGCCCCCAGUCUACCUACACUGAAACACACAAUGGGUGGACAUCUUGUAAGAUAUGUACCCAUUGUGAUUCAACUGCAGGUGUGAGAGUGAAGAAGAACUGCAGCUCCACCUCAGAUACUCUCUGUGAGCCUCUGGAAGGACACUACUGCACUGACCCAAUCAAAGAUGGCUGCCAAGGAGCUGUGGAACACACAAAGUGCAAACCGGGACAGUACAUCAAAAUGAAAGGUACUGCAUCCUCAGAUACAGUUUGCAAUGACUGCGGCUAUAGCACAUACUCAGACGGGUCCUUAACAUCCUGCAAACCACACACAGAGUGA